AUGCCGAAGUACAUCGAAGCCUUAACAGACUGGCAGGGCAAAGCAAAGGAUAUUUUUACCAGUGCCGAGAUGGUUGAAAGAGUUUCUAUGAAAAUGGGGCUUUCCAAUAUCAAGGCCGACGGACCAUUCCAGAAGGAGAAGCAGAUGUAUAUCUCCGCCGCUGUUCUGUACCCAUCAGAGAAGGUUCUCAGACAGCAGGAUCCGAAAAUGCUAGAACUGAUAAAGAAGCAUUCGACCAAGUCGGAAGCGGACGUGGGCAUAUUUACCAAACAUCUUCGAGAUAAUUGGCACCCCAACACUACUCUGAUCGACGUACAAUACUAUAAUAAUUUACUUACCAAUAAUCAAGAACGGGACUUUGAUGUUUGGUUUGAUCCAUUUCAGUCAUUGGUUCAUUUCCCUGCUGAUAAUAUGGUAACGAAACCUUCGAACCCCACCCGAUUGUUCGAUCACAUGUCAUCUUUCUUCCAAGAAAUCGCAAAUUCCAUCAGAUUUCUCGAUGAUAGGCUGCAAGUCGAGGCAAUACUUGGUGACUAUGUGGACGUCGCGGAAAAGGUUCAGAUGGGUCUUUACAGCAGUGUUACAGAUCAUGAUAGUGCUGGAGGAAUGAGACCCAAGGAAUUUCAUACUCUCACUAUGACAGGGGAUUAUAUGGGUGGGCAUUUGACAACUUUCCUAUAUGCGCUUCCACUAUGCAGAAGAUGUCCUUCCGUCUUCGUGAAAGCAAACUGUUUGCGAAACUCCAGUUCCUUCCUUACAGUAUUAGACUACCUCUCCGAGUACCAACUCAUAACCGACGACAAAAUGCUUCUCCAAUUAGCCCAAACUAUCAUCAUGAUCCGAGAGAAUAAGGAGUUUCUAUGGCCUAUGGCAGACUACACCUACUACACCUGGUCCGGUCCAGGUCCUCACCUGUACCCUGAUUUGCUUCCUCGUAAAGCUUUCACAAAAUGGUUCUAUGGCUUAUUCUUCCGCUGGGCAUUGCCAUUCAACCAAAAACCCCACAUAUUCCACGAGAUAAUCCUCUCACCUCUUAACCUAACGAUCCUCUUCCGUCUAAUUCUAGAUCCGUCCUGGGGCGAUGAAGUUGAUGGGUCUGUGAAAGGAGGAGCGUGGGAGACGAUGAGGGAAAGUGGGUUGCGGGUUUGGAGUACGCUGAAGUGGGAUGUGGAGAAGAAGGAGGCGAGUGCUUGGAUGGAUGAGCGGUUUGUAGAGGGUGUUGGGGGCAAACACUGGGCUUGUGGAUUGUAUAGGACGGAUGUUUGGAUGCCUGUCUUUGAGAAGCCGGUUGUUGUAGAGGGGUGGGUGAAAAGGGGUGAGCUGUGGGGUCAGUGA
Molecule: messenger RNA, 1335 nt
Organism: Lachnellula hyalina
Lineage: Eukaryota; Fungi; Ascomycota; Leotiomycetes; Helotiales; Lachnaceae
Exons: 2
Coding region: 1-1335 (444 amino acids)
Source: RefSeq, a predicted model, not a curated record